Drosophila eugracilis is the source of this 1188-nucleotide messenger RNA. RefSeq names its product protein KTI12 homolog. Lineage: Eukaryota; Metazoa; Arthropoda; Insecta; Diptera; Drosophilidae. Bases 80 to 979 code for a protein of 299 amino acids. The transcript has 3 exons. The record is from RefSeq and is a predicted model, not a curated record.
GGAAUCCGCUGUGCCUAUCGCUCGUCGUUUGUUAUUAUUCUCAUUGAUAAAAAGUGUUAUUAAUUAAGAACAGGACAACAUGCCGAUUGUGGUGGUCACAGGUCUGCCGGCCAGCGGAAAGACCACCCGUGCUCGCCAGGUGCGGGAUUAUUUCGUGGAACGUGGCAGAAAGGUGCACCUGAUCAGUGAAAAUGAGGCUGUUCCGAAGGCGCUCUUUGACAAGAAUUCGCAUGCCGGCGAUUCACAAAAGGAGAAGGUCGUGCGCAGCGACCUUAAGUCGGAGGCAUCGCGGCACCUAAACAAGGAGGAUCUAGUCAUUUUGGACGCCGGCAACUAUAUAAAGGGCUAUCGCUAUGAACUGUACUGCAUGACCAAGGCGUCCAGGACCAACCAGUGCACCCUGUUCUGUUGCAUACCCCAGGAGCAGGCAUGGACCUUUAAUACCAAGCGUACGGCGCCGGAUGAGCUGCCCAGCGAAAGCGAAACGGAGCAGCCGGUGGACAAUUCGGAUGUUCCCUACACCCGCGAGACAUUUGAUGCCCUGUGUCGACGUUACGAGGAGCCGCAGAGCAACAACCGCUGGGACAGUCCGCUGGUGGUGGCGCUGCCCGAGGACACACUCGAUGUGGAGGCCAUCUAUAAGGCUCUGUACGAGACACAACCCUUGCCGCCAAAUCAGAGCACCCAGAAUCCGCCGCUAGGAGCUACCAACUACCUAUUCGAACUGGACAACAUAAUGCAGUCAAUCAUCAAGGAAAUUCUUGGCGCCGUUAAGAUCAAGGCCUUCGGACAACUGCGCAUCCCGGGUAGUAGUAGUCCCGUGAAAGUGACCACUUCGAUGAACGCCCUCCAGCUUAAUCGCCUGCGCCAAAAGUUCAUUACGAGCACGUGCCGCGCCAGUCAGACGGCGCCCACUCCGCUGGAGCAGGUUCCGCAGCUAUUCGUUCAGUUCAUCAAUGCCAACACGAUCGGCUGCUAGCACUGUGAUUGCGGUAUGAAUAAUGCCGGAAUAUAUAGUACUAACAUUACGUAGUGUGUUGCCAAAAUCUAAAUAUUUGAAAAACGUAAAAAAUCUUUUAAAAUAUAUAGCUUGAAUACUAAUAAUUUAUAAUUUCACCUGUUUUCUUGGAAGGUGAUUUUGACUUCUUAAACUUUAAGUAUUAUACAAAUAUAUUUUGAAAAGAUCAA